This is a messenger RNA of Cornus florida, 2042 nucleotides long. Its product is annotated as lysine histidine transporter-like 8. Gene Ontology annotation, cellular component: plasma membrane. Lineage: Eukaryota; Viridiplantae; Streptophyta; Magnoliopsida; Cornales; Cornaceae. The transcript has 5 exons. Bases 311 to 1900 code for a protein of 529 amino acids. The record is from RefSeq and is a predicted model, not a curated record.
AUUAGCAGCCAAUCUUGUUUUUUCAAUACAUUUAUAACUAUUCUAUUCCAUCACCUACCAAUAGUCAGAAAACGCCUACCAACACUUUUGGUCAGCAUACACACCAUCUCUAAAGGCCUCACAAACCAUUCCUUACAUAAUUCACUUCCACACCACUUUUGAGUGCAACAUCUAUAAAUAACAAGUAUUUUUUGAAAGGUUAUAAAUAACAAGUUCCCAAAGAGUGACUUGUGUGGACAAUAGAGGGGAGUAGAGUCGAGAAAAAACUAAAAAAGACUAGGGAAGUUGGAAGAGGCCAGAGAGCUACAACAUGGGUGACGUUGAUGACAUCCGAUCAGCCCCGAUAACGCCGAGACCUGCGUCGGUGACACCGCCGCCACCUAUAUCGGCUCCUCCGUCGCAGUUCCACUCCCCGUCUCUAUCACGGUCACCGCUCCUCGCCACUGACGAGCACACACAGAUUGUUCCGUCCAAAACACCCAAGACCCAAACACCCAGGAGGACGCCCUUGAUCCGGACACCGCGGUUCAUUACUCCGUUGGGGAGUCCGCUCAGGAAGGCUCUCCAUCUUACCAAACUCGACCCACAGGAUGCUUGGCUUCCCAUCACCGAGUCACGAAACGGAAACGCCUACUACGCCGCCUUUCAUACUCUCUGUUCUGGGAUUGGAAUCCAAGCCCUUGUUCUCCCCGUCGCCUUCACCAUUCUUGGGUGGACAUGGGGAAUAAUAUGUUUGACACUAGCAUUCAUAUGGCAACUCUACACUCUAUACUUGCUGGUACAACUUCAUGAAUCACAGGAAACCGGCAUACGUUACAGCCGAUACAUGCAACUAGCAAGUGCAACUUUUGGUGAGAGGACGGCCAAUUUUCUGGCCCUGUUUCCGAUCAUGUAUCUAGCAGGAGGUACAUGUGUGGCUCUGAUCAUCAUCGGAGGUUCAACGUCCAAGUUGUUCUUUAAUCUUGUUUGUGGGGGCACAUGCACGGCCAGCACAUUAACAUCUGCGGAGUGGUACCUGGUGUUCACAUGCGGUGCCGUGCUCCUGUCUCAGCUGCCCAAUCUCAACUCCAUCGCCGGCGUGUCGCUGGUCGGAGCCAUCACCGCCGUCGGAUACUGCACGCUCAUGUGGGCGGUGUCGGUGGCCAUGGGGAGGCUUCCGAACGUGUCAUACAAUCCAGUGAGAGGCAGCAGUCAGAUUGUUAGGGUUUUUGAUCUCCUGAACGCACUUGGGAUCAUUGCUUUUGCUUUCAGAGGCCACAAUCUCAUUCUUGAAAUACAGGCGACCAUGCCAUCAAGUGAAAAGUUUCCAUCGCGUGUGCCAAUGUGGAGGGGUGUCAAGUUCUCAUAUGCCCUAAUAGCUUUGUGUUUAUUCCCUCUUGCUAUAGGUGGUUAUUGGGCAUAUGGUCACUUGAUCCCGAAAGAAGGAGGUAUGCUAACAGCAUUGUACGCGUUCCACGGUGAAGAUGCCUCUAAGUUUAUCUUAGGACUAACGAGCUUAUUCGUCAUAAUUAACGCGUUGAGCUCGUUCCAAAUAUACGGCAUGCCAAUGUUCGACGACAUGGAGUCCAAAUACACGACUAGGUUUAAGAAGCCGUGCUCGUGGUGGCUCCGAGCAAUUAUGCGAGCUAUGUUUGGAUACGGGUGCUUCUUUGUUGCAGUGGCAAUCCCCUUCUUGGGAAGCCUUGCCGGACUUAUCGGAGGGAUCGCUUUGCCGGUUACUCUAGCUUAUCCCUGUUUCAUGUGGCUUAAGCUCAAGAAGCCUAAGCAAUAUAGUCCAGUGUGGUGGCUGAAUUGGAGCUUGGGUCUAUUGGGAAUGGGCCUAAGUGGGAUACUAAUUGCAGCUGGAGUUUAUGUUGUGAUUGACACUGGUAUUGAAGUGAGCUUCUUUAAGCCUCACUAAUUCAAAUAGAUUUAGCGUAGAAAUAUAUGAAGUUGGAAGUGUGUAAGCUUUUGUAAGUUUGGAAUAAUCUUUGAUAUAUAUAUAUUAUUCAUUAUAUGUAAUUGUGAUAUUCAAUUUGAAGAAAGAAAAGGAAUUGACACUA